AAUUUGUUGAUAGUAGUAGAAUUCAAAAUAUUUUCACAAAUGCCUGACAAAAUGCUGUUUUAGACAUGUUUAUUCUCAAGUUAUCCCAAGGCUGUCUGAUGUUGCAAACCAUAAAGUAUAACGAUGUGAUGACAUAUUAUUGCAAAUCAUAAAUUUCUAUAACCAUGCCCAAGUUCAAGAAUUUCCUCAAAGGAAAGACCAAGAGUACGACUGAUCUCUCUGAUUGGUCAAAGCAAGAUGAGAAACUUUUCCACGCUCUAGAGAUCGGGGAUAUUGAGAAAUUAGAACAGAUCUUAACAAAGAAGAAAGUUUCACCAACGAAGAUUGAUGAAAAUGGGACAUCAGCAUUCCACCAUGCAUGCAGUCUUGGCAACCUUGAAGCUGUGGAAUUGUUUCUGGCACAUGGGGCAGACAUUUGCUCAAUAGAUAGCGCUGGAGCCACUGGACUUCAUGUUGCUGCUCGUCAUGGAGAAACUCAAAUCAUGGAGAGGCUUAUUCAGGCAAAUGCCCCUCUGGAGAUCAUGGACCAUUCACGCCAGACCCCCCUCCAUUAUGCAGCUCGUGGGGGUGAGGUUCAUUGCGUCGUUGUCACCCUGAAACACAAUGCAGAGCUUAACCCAGAGGAUAAGGAUGGCCGCACGCCGCUUUUCUACGCUUGUGAACUGGGGUAUGCUGGGAUAGUUAAUGUGCUUGUGAACAGAGGGGCAUUUGUCAAUCACCAGGAUGAAGAAUGGAGGACUCCUUUGAUGGAGGCGUGUUCCCAGGGGCACAGAGAGGUCUGUGAGUUCCUAGUGAAAAAAGGUGCUAAUGUUCAACUAACAGAUAAAUUAGGACAUGAUGCCAAAUGGUAUGCUUCUGAAGGGGGCCAUAGUGACAUAAAGGAAAUAUUAGAGAAAGCACCUAGUAUGGCUACUUGGGAUGUCGGGCAAGAUGAGGAGACUUCCCAACCAGCUGUGCCCCCUAGUGGUGAGGUAGAUUAUGUUGCAAGCUUUGACAGCAGUUCCGUCCAAGAUUCUCCUCAACCAUCCCCUAAAGUACAAAACAGAGAUGCGUCAUCCAUUAAUAAUGAGGAUGCCUCUGAUCAGUGGUCCACGUCCGAUUCCAACAACCCACCAGCCUCUGAUACUGGUUCACGGAACUUCAACGUCAGCCAAUCACAGAUCUCAGAGCAGACAUUUGAAGAAGAAUAUCAGGAAAUACAAGAAGAACUUGAGGUGCUAACUGAAGAAUUAAAACAGAAGAAUUUAGACAAUAAAAAACUACAAGAACGAAUAAAGGAAUUUGAGGAAAAAGAGAGGAGUCAAAUCCAACAACCAGAAGAACUCAAGACUAGUGAGCUACUCAACGGGUCAUUGAGUACUGGAGAAGAUGGAAACGAAUCAAUUGUGUCUGUAGAUGACAAGGCAAAAAUGAGUAAACUUGAGGAUGAAGUUAAACUUUUGAAGGCCAAGCUGUUGGAUUAUGAACCAGUGGAUAAUAACGCAGAUCAACACAAUGACUUGGAUAGCUGGGGAAGCAGCGGAGAUGAGGAUAUGGUUUUUCCAGAUUCUAGUAGAAAUGGCAUCAAACAAAACACCAGUAACCAAUCGGAGAGUUUGAUGACAGAUGCGCAGAAACAAGAUAAGCAAACAAUAACGAUACUUCGCAGUCAGAUCUCCACUCUUGAGUUGGAAAACAAUGAACUAAAGACGAAAAUAUCAAAAUAUGAUGCUAAACUUGUUGAAAAUGAAGAAGAGGAUGAAAGAGUUCCGCUGUCACAAUACACUGAGCUUGAACAAGCAAACGAUGUAGAGGUGAAAAGGCUUAAGAAGGAGAUUGUUAAACUCCAGGAUGAAGUGUUUCAUUUGUCUAUGAAACAGGAUGCUGACAUAUAUGAAGAUGAUGACAGUUUCGAUGUCACUGACCUUCUGGAUGAUGGCCCUUCUCAACAACAAAGUAGUCAAAAACCAUUACAAAAAUCGACACCACCAGAUAAUGUGCUCAAAAAUGAAAAUACAGAUCUCAGAGAAAAAAUAUCAGUCAUUGAAAAAUCCCUCCGUGACGCACAAUCUAAUACUCAAGAACAGUCGCAAGAAAAUAAACACUUAAAACAAGAAAUUGUUCAACUUGAGGAGCACAUCAAAAUCAUGCAAGCAGACAUUGAUUCGGCCAAUCAAAAAUCAGAAAAACCCACCGAGAAUGAACCCAUUAUUUCAAAUGAUGCAGUCACUAAUUUAACCAAGGAGAAUACCUCACUAAAAGCUGCAAUUGCCUUGGAGAAACUUGAGCAUGAAGUGUCUCACAAAACAAUAGAAGAACUCAUGAGUACAAUUGAAGAUCUUCAGCAUGUCAUAAGUGAACUCAAGGAGAAACAAACACAAGAGGAACCCUCCAUUGAUGAUCAGGAAAAUGAGCAAAUUAUGAUCUCCAUGAAGGAAACAAUAAAAGUUUUGAAUACAUCCCUGGAAGAUAAAAAUAAUGGCAGUGAAAAACUACAACAGGAGAUGAUGUUAUUAAAAACGACAAUCAAGGAAUUAGAAGAGGAAAAAAGGAAACAAGAAAUGGAAAUAUCUAGUCUAAAUUCCCAAAUUGGUUCCACACCCGAGAAACAGAAUAACCUUGAACAACUUGAAGCUCAAAUAGCAGAGCUCCAAGAAACGAUGAUCGACCAGGAUGAAGCAAGGACUAAACUCAUGGAAGAAAAUCAGUCUUUAGCCGACAGUGUUAUCCAGUUGCAAAAUUCAAUAGAGACUCUAAAGAAAGAGAACCUUGAAAUGAAUGCAGUAAUUGAAAGGUAUCAGCACCAAGAAGAAGAACUAAAACAUGAAAAUGAAGACUUGAAUAUCCAAUAUAAAGCACUAGAAGAUGGUGUAACAGCCUUAGAAAGUGAACUAGAAUCCAAAACUGAAUAUGAAACUAAAUUCAAUGAUGUCCAAGCUCAAAUUGUUGAGCUUAACAAUGAAAAUACUCAAUUAAAACAAGAGCUUAAUAAGAUGCAAACUGAACAUAGUCAGCUGUCAGAUGACCUUACUGUGUACAAAAGUAAGGAAGAGCAAUUUUAUGCAGCUUCAGAGAAACAAAAAGACGUGAACAACAAAAAUGUUGAUUUGGAAUUUAAGAGACUACAAGCUGAGAAUGAUAACUUAAACAAAGCAAAUGCUGAUGUAGUGAAUCAAUUAAAAGCAUUUCAAAUUGAAACUGAAAACGUCAAGAAGGUCAACACAGAACUUGAAACUGAAUUCAAUAAUGUUAAAGCAGAAAACAAUGGGUUGAAUAGCAAAAUUGAAGUCGUUGAAAGAAAAUUGGAAAAGCUACAAAUGGAACAUGAAAACUUGAAACAAGUAAAUGCAGACCUUGAAAUUGAGUUAAACAAACUUGAAACAGAAAAUAAAGACUUGAACACCAGAUCAACUAAAGAUGAAACAGAAGGGGUAAACCUGGAAACUCAGUUGUCAAAUCUUCAAACAGAAUAUAACCAAAUCAAAGACAAUCUUCAGUCGAGUCAAAAGAACGAAAAUCAGCUUUCGAUUGAAAAUACAAGUUUGAAAUCUGAGAUUGAUGAUUUGAAAUCUGAAAUACAGCGUUCAAAUGCUGAACUUCUGACAAUCGCCGAAACUGAAUCUAAUCUGAAGAAAGAAAAUGAAACUCUAGUGAACAGUGUAACAGAACUAGAGGCUAGUAUCCUAGCAUUUGAAAAGGAGGUUGAACAAUACAACAUACGUGAUAGUGACAAUGUUAAAGAAAUAUCCAAUCUUAAAAGCAAUUUGGACAUUUUCAAAAUGCAAAAUGUAGAAUAUCUUGGUGAAAUCGAAAAAUUAAAAUCUGUUAAAAAUCAGAUGGGGCUACAAACCACUGAGACGAGUCAUCAACUAAAUGAGGUACAAGGUUCCAAUGAUAAACUAAAGAGAGAGUUAGAAGCCAUAAAAGACAUAGAAGCUGAAUAUUCACAGCUAUUAAGUGACCAAAACAUACUCGUGGAAGAAAAUACUGCAAUGGCUGAGGAAAUUGAUGACCUUAAAACAGCUCAAGUUACAAUGAGUGUUGAAUUUGAAAGACUUCAGAAAAUCGAGAAUGAAUUUAAAAGUUUGAGUAAUCGAUACAAGACACUGGCUGCCGAUUAUGAUAACAUUGAUAUGGAGUGUGAACGUGUAAAAGAAUUGAAUGCUAAACAGAUGGAUGAAAUUGGAGAACUACAACAAGCAGAAUCAGAAAAGUCACAGUUGACAGCUAGGAAUGCAAUCCUUUUAGCUGAUAAUAACAGUCUGGUAAAUGAAAUAACAAUUUUGAAAUCUGAUAACAUUCGACUGAGUGAGAAAAUCAAAAAAGUUCAAGAUUCUGGGAAGAAAUCACGCGGAACGACUUCUGAUGAAAUCGAGGAACUCCAUUUGGAAAAUGACCGACUUCAAGCGAAGGUUUCGCAGCUCAACAGGACAACUCAAUAUAAAGCAGAUGAAUUAAAAUCAGUUCAAGUUGAAAAUGAGAAACUCCAGGCAAAGGUUAAGGAACUUAUGAAAGGUAUCACUGAACGAAAACAAGAAAUGACUGCACUCAAAUUAGAAAAGAUUGACUUAGAUAGAAAGUUAAGAAACACACCUGAGCUACAGCUUGAAUCUGAUAUGGAAACAGGUUUGGAUGGAGAAACUAAAAAUAAAAUAUUAAUCGCUGAAAAUGAAAACCUACGAUCGGAAAAUGAACGCCUUGAUGCACGAAUAAAACAACUUCAGCAUGAGCAUGCUGAAAAGCGAGAUGCAUUUAAGUUAGAAUCAGAAAAUCAAGAGAUGAAAAAACGACUUGAGGCAUUAAAUAAACAGAUGCAAGAGUCCACGACACUGAAUGGACUGGGGAAUAUGGACACAAGAGAGAAGAUUGGGAAAGAAAAGGCAUUGGAAAUUCAACUUGGACAAGUCCAACAGCAAUUGAUGGAGAGUGAACAACACUUUAAAGACGUCAUCAAUGUAUACAGGGCUCAUCUCCUAUGUGCCGUUCAGGGGCAGCUAGACAGUGAUGUAGUGAAUUCUCUUGAAGAUAUCAUCAGGUUGAGAUCAUCUGAGGAACAAUGGCUUUAGAAUCUUCACAACAUCCCGACGUUAAUGAAUAGCUUAGAAAAGACUCAUACUCACAUGAUGCAAUAAUGAUUGUAUAUUUUUGCUGAUUUUGUUGACUGAAAUGUUGCUGUUAUAAAUAUUCACUGAAUUCAUAUUCAGUGGAGUUCAGUUACUUUUU
Owenia fusiformis is the source of this 5202-nucleotide messenger RNA. Lineage: Eukaryota; Metazoa; Annelida; Polychaeta; Sabellida; Oweniidae. The record is from the annotation of a GenBank genome assembly.